Molecule: messenger RNA, 2857 nt
Organism: Scomber scombrus (Atlantic mackerel)
Lineage: Eukaryota; Metazoa; Chordata; Actinopteri; Scombriformes; Scombridae
Gene: phldb3
Product: pleckstrin homology-like domain, family B, member 3
Exons: 15
Coding region: 293-2131 (612 amino acids)
Source: RefSeq, a predicted model, not a curated record
CCUGUUGACGCCGACAAGCGGCUCUGUCACAAUUUGGGAGGGAUUGAAUCAAACCAAGUGAAGAUAAAGCGGACAUAAAGAGUCUGUCCGCUUCACAGACAACAGUUAGUAAUCUCGGAGUAGCUUUACACCGCACAGACUCGUGUGUCUCAAAGUGAAAGCGCUUUAAAACUUCGCUUAAGUGACGUUUCGAUACAGUUUUUUUCUCCGCGUUUCCUCUCUUUUAUUGUAGCCCGGCUUUGUCACAAUGGUGUGAACUGGAGGACUUUGGUAGGAAGCAACAUUUCCAGAAAUGCCCCAACAUAAUAUGGAGAGCUCCAGGAGCCAGUGGCAACAGGGGCUGCGGUCGCCGUGGAUCAACAGAGUGGCUUGUCAAAGUCCCGCCUCCUCAGGGGCAGAGUCAGACACAGAGAGUAGCAGCACGGAGAGCGAGAAGUCCUGUAUUAAAAAGUUGGAGGUGGGCUCACUAAGGAUUCUGCCAUCGCCAUCAAUGCUCCAACAACGAAUCACAGAGCUUGACCAACAGAAGGAGGAGCUAAAGAUUGAGCUGCAGCUGGAGAUCGCCCUGCUGCAGGGAGAGCUGCAUACAGAGAAGAACCAGCUACACAAAUGCACACAGAAGCUGAAGGCUCUACAGCAGGAGGCCAGACAAAGGGAGAAGCACAGACACACCGACAGACAAAAGGAGCGAGAGAAUCUGGAGGAGGAGAGAUAUAGAGUGGGGGAGCUGAGGAGGAGUUGUGAGGAGAAGGAGAAACUUAUCCCCAGUCAGCCGGAGAGCCAGAGGGAACAGCUAACACUGCAGCUGCAGCAGGAGAAAGAAGUGAUGGAAGCAGCAGCUCGGGCCUUUGAGGACUGGGAGUUUCGCGUUCUGGAGCGCGAGAGCGGCAUCGACGAGGAGGACGAGAGCGUGGUGGACAAAGAGAAGAAUGGAGAAAAAGAGAGGGAGAUGGAUAAGGACAUCUCAUGUCAGCAGCAUGCGGUCAACACAGCACAGGAGAGAGUCCAGCAGUUAGAAAAACAGCUGAAGGAGAUGGAGAGGGAGAAGGAGAGGGAGCUGACCGCCUUGAGGAAAGAGAAGAGAGAACUUGUACAUACUCAGUAUCAAACGGUUGUCAAAGAGAAGAAGCCGCUCACAGAUUGGUCAAACAUCACCAGCUCAGCCCCCUGCAUGAUGUCCCUUUCCCCUCUGACCGUUCACAAGCCUCCUCAGGAACCAUGCAAAGAAUCCGCCAGUUUGCCCAGAAGACGGAGCUCACAUCGCAACAACAAACAUGACAGGCCGCUCUCAGCACAGGGGUUGGUGAGGACAGUUCCAGACAGCCAGACCCCAGAGGCUUUCACUUCCCCCCUCCCCUCCCAUAGACUAAGCAACGGCCACAGUAGCAGGCACAGACCUGGGACCAACAACAGUGGCGGGCUCCUCACUCCAUGCAACAGUGCAACAAGCUCUCGUGCUGCCAGCCCGUGCCUGUUGGAUCUUGUGGAGAUUGAGAAGAAACUGAGGGAAGCCAAGGCAGAGAAAGAAAGGCUGCUCCGAGAGAGGGAAGAGCGACGGAAGUUGUUGUUGGAGGAGAGAAGACAGAGAGAGCUCAACUCUCCCAGAACAGAACCAGAGUCAGAGAGUCCACACAAGCCGGAGCCAGAACCAGAACCACAGGAACAACCAAAGGCCAGUUCUCCCCCAAACUCCCCUCAGCAGCGCAGCCUACCCCUCUUCCUCUCUCCGAACUUUGACCUCCGGGCCCACGUGGAGUCUCUGGGUCACGGGUUGACUGGUUGCACGGACCUGCGGCUGACGCCUCGACGCUGUGCAGGCUUCCUGACCAAACGAGGGGGAAGGGUCAAGACCUGGAAGAAGAGAUGGUUCCUGUUUGACAUGGAUCACAGACGGCUAGCCUACUAUACAGAUUGUGAUGAAAGGAAGCUAAAGGGAGUCAUCUACUUCCAGGCCAUAGAAGAAGUUUACUACGAUCAUCUACGAACAGCCACUUCUUCUCCACGGCCCAGUCUGACAUUCUGUGUGAAGACGUAUGAUCGUCUUUUCUUCCUGGUGGCUACCAAUGCAGUAUCUAUGAGGAUUUGGAUGGAUGUCAUCGUCACAGCAACAGAUGAGCACAGCCGUUAUUGACUUCUCAUGUGUGACUGUAAAACCCUCAAGUGACGCUACUGAGGAGGCAAUAAAUGCACUGAGUCAUUUUUCUGCCCUCACUCAGGGGCUUUUUAUUUGGCUGAGAUCCACCUCAGGGGCUCAUUUUGUACCUGGAUUCAUGAAUCUGUGGAUAGUGUUUGUGAGUCACAGAGGUGCCGAACAGAUGUUCUCGAACACAGUGGAGGAAACUGUUACUGAAAGACCGAUGCUUCAGUGGUUGUAGAGAUUCACCACUGGUUGAACCAGCUGCAAACCCACAUGCAGCUUUACACGCCAUCCUGCUGCUACUGGGAGGUUUUACUCUUUGAGCUUGAGCUCCCCCUGCUGGUCACAGUCCAGCAUUACAGGACUAGUAUACACUAUUACAACCUACUACAACAGGGAUAGCAGCACCCAUACAAUAUAAAGCAGUCCGGUAUAACAGCCCAGCAAUAAGUAUGUAUUUCUCAGACUGUCAGAGAGGUAUUAAUGAACCUCUGUGCUAAUUUUUUGAGCUGCAUUUUGCAUCAGAUUGUUUUAUAUUGUCAGGUGUUCCCACUAAUGUCUGCAUCCUGCAUCUUUAUUUUCAGGAAAGACAGAUUGUACUUGUAAUUUUUCAGGAAUUAAGUUAUUUGGAAAUUUAUAUGGGUUUGAUGUGCAAAUAAAUGAAGGUAUACACUGUUAUGAAUGCACUAUUAAAUGUUUAUUCAUAAAAAAUGGACUUUA